UAUUGCAAUGCAAAAACUCCCAGUAUCAGUUCAAGCGCAAACAACGUUAAUUCGCGACUGUGUUUCAUUUUGGCCAUAAAUUAUAAAUAAAUAAGUGGAUCAGAGUAUUAUAAACGGAGAUGCUUUUAUAAUAUACGCAUAAAUAACAAAAACAGCUGAUUGUUGAUAGCAGUAACAGCGACAAUUGCACUCGAUACCAACUCGAGAUAAUCUGCCGACUUUGCCGAGACUGCGUCGUGCCCUUUUCUCAUCCCGCUAAUCACAGCCAACGUAUCAAAUUAUAAUUAUCGAAAUGUGCAUAAAACUGUAAAACACAAAGAGAACUUUGUUGCCUUCAGAUACAAAGUGAAAGUUUCGCUGGUAAAAUAAAUUAGCUUAGAUAAACAAUUAAUAAUGUCACGUUGGUCUGCCCCCGACUGCGAGGAGGACGCCAUGGCCGCACCCUCCGCUUGCCCAGCAACACCACCGCCUGCGAGUCAGCAACGCAUAUAUGGCGACAUCAAUGCCAAUCGCUUGUGGACAUUUCGUGUGCUAAUGAACGAUCCACUGGCAGCCAACGAGCAGCUCGCCAUUGUGGGCAGCUGUGAGGCGCUGGGCAACUGGCAGCACAAUGGAGCAGUCCUGAUGACCAGGCAACAAGCAGGAGAGGAACAGCAGGAGCAGGAGGAUGAGCAGGAUGGCAAUGUGUGGAUUGCACAAGUGUAUAUACCACGUGAGUGUGCUACCGAGUAUCGGUAUAUGGUCUGCGGCAUGGAUGCGGCUUCGGAGCAGUUGUUGGUGCGCCGUUGGGAAGUCCAAUUACAGCCACGUCGCAUCGCAGAGCUUGACGAGCCGCGUGGUCAGUGCGAAGACACAUUUGGUCAUGUGCUGGGCCAGCAGCGAAGAGUAGAUCGUGGUUGGUUGACCAAAGAGACGCUGGUGCAGCUGAAAUUCUUCUCUGCACCGUUCACGUUCAAACAGCGCAUGAAACGACGUCUCGUUCAUGUCAAGGUGACGUCCAUGAAUCUGCGCAUACCUAGCGCCGGUUGUGUUGGUGGCGAAGUGACACAGCUGGAGGAUUCACUAUCAAAUGACACGCACGAUACACGUGAGAAUGGCGGCGACAGUUCAGCAUUUGGCUUUAGCGAAGUGGUUACCCUUAGUUCGGAUGAGUGCGAAGUGCGUGCACAGGAACAGUUUGGCACUGCAUGUGGUGCCGAGGAUUUGGUUAUCUUUCAUCUUACUGUUGCGGAUAUGGAGAAUACGGCGUAUCUGAUAGAUCUCUAUAGCUAUAGCUCGAAGGUGGCCCGAGAGGAUGGUCCACCAUUGCAUUUGGGCUAUCACUAUGUGCUGCCCAAUUUGUUUAAACGCUCCGAGGGCAAUCUGGAGCUGGCCAUCACUUGUGCCAAGGGCCAUCGGCCACUGGGUAUGAUGCGGCUGGGUUACUUAAUUGUUAAACCGUCUUCACACAGCGCCCACUUGGAUAUGCGUGUGAGUUAUGCCCGCUAUUGGAACAACAAAUGGACGGGUCUUGAUGUGGGACAUCGUGGCUCGGGCACCAGCUUCAAGGCCAAGGAUGCCGUCAUCAGGGAGAACACAAUCACCUCGCUGAAGAAUGCCGCCGAUCAUGGCGCUGAUAUGGUGGAGUUCGAUGUGCAGCUCAGCAAAGAUCUGGUGCCUGUGGUCUAUCAUGAUUUCAUGAUCUAUGUAUCGCUGAAGAGCAAGUGCAGCAUGCAGGAACAUGACUUUCUAGCGCUACCCAUGCGAGAACUGACUUUGGAUCAGCUCAAGAAACUUAAGGUCUAUCACACCGCGGAGGGAUUGUCACGCGAGACGCGCUCCUUUCACAACGAUGAUCUGCUGGAGCAUCAGCCAUUUCCACAGCUUGCUGAUGUGCUGGAUGCGCUCGAUGAGCAUAUUGGUUUUAAUAUUGAGAUUAAAUGGUCGCAACGUCUGCAGGAUGGACGCAUGGAGGAGGAGUUUGAGCAUGUUGUCGAUCGUAAUCUGUAUAUUGAUUGUAUACUCGAUGUGGUGCUGCGGAAAGCGGGCCAGCGUCGCUUGGUUUUCAGCUGCUUUGAUCCCGAUAUUUGCACCAUGUUGCGCUAUAAGCAGAAUCGCUAUCCGGUUAUGUUCUUGACGUUGGGACACACCACCAAGUAUGAGAAAUAUAUGGAUCCGCGUGGCAAUUCGAUGGAGACUGCGGUGUGGCAUGCGGUGGCGAUGCAGCUGUUGGGCAUUGUGGCGCAUACAGAGGAUUUGUUGCGUGAUCCCAGCAAGGUGAAUCUUGCCAAGGAACGUGGCCUGGUGCUCUUCUGCUGGGGCGAUGACAACAAUUCCAAGGACACAAUCAAGCUGCUCAAGGAUUUGGGUCUUCAUGCUAUCAUCUAUGACAAGAUGGAUGUGCUCACCAGCAAGGAGGUCAAACAAAGUGUAUUUCUGCUGCAGGCAAAGGACAGCCAAAAGGAGAUGCUCAAGCUACAGGCCCUUGAAACUGGCCACGUUUGGCACACUACCGAGUCUGGUCAGGAAGAGCAGCAGGCUUAAAUACUAUUUUACUUUAGUUUCAUCUCGAGACAACUGUCGCGCAGCAUCAUUUUUGUCACCAAGCCAAUAUUUAUUUUUAGUAGAAUUGUAAAUUAUUCACUUACCUGUCCAUUUAUAGUUCCACAUUUCUAUUAAAUGGUAUUUCACAAUGGCUCUCUAUACUUCAGAUGUUCCCAAAUUGCAACCUCUGAAAAAUGAAAAAUAA
Drosophila sulfurigaster albostrigata is the source of this 2728-nucleotide messenger RNA. Its product is annotated as glycerophosphocholine phosphodiesterase GPCPD1. Gene Ontology annotation, molecular function: starch binding; glycerophosphocholine phosphodiesterase activity. The record is from RefSeq and is a predicted model, not a curated record. The transcript has 4 exons. The coding region runs from base 394 to 2523 and encodes 709 amino acids. Gene Ontology annotation, biological process: glycerophospholipid catabolic process. NCBI's taxonomy places the organism in Eukaryota, Metazoa, Arthropoda, Insecta, Diptera, Drosophilidae.